Strongylus vulgaris is the source of this 2037-nucleotide messenger RNA. The record is from the annotation of a GenBank genome assembly. NCBI's taxonomy places the organism in Eukaryota, Metazoa, Nematoda, Chromadorea, Rhabditida, Strongylidae.
AUGUCUCAGGCGCCGGAAUCGCCGCUUGAGACGAUGUAUCGUCGUCGUCCGUCAUUUAAACGACCACCUGUGCGUGCACGUUCUCUUGGCGAGUCCAUAUCCGACUGUGUCUACGAACAGAUUGGGGGAUAUAACCGCCCCUAUCGUCGUCGCUCACUUUAUGAAAUUGUUGUUAUAGCGCUGUUUAAACUUAUCUCUGGGUUGCUCAGUGUACUCCGUUUACCAGUGGAUCUCAUCAGACAAGCGUUCCGUGAGGUAAAUCUCUUGCUUACCCGGAAAUACUAUGACAUCCUGGCAGAUAAAGGAAGAAAAGCGAACCAAGAAGCCAUGAUUGCGAAGUUCAGAGCGAUGAACAAAGAGACUGCUGAACAUACACGAUGGAUGUUGAUGAGAAAAGCUGAGCAGGAGGCGGCUGAGCGUUACGAGUGGAAUGGCGACCGAUACGAUCCAAAUGAUCCUGACGAUCCAGACAAGAGAUUCUACAAUCUUCGCUCCCGUAACAUAGCCGCCUUUGAUACGGACUCGGAAGAUGAUGAAAUCCCAAGACGGAGGAAAACUGUGCGUUUUGAUACAGUUCCCAGCGAAGCAACCUAUGGUAGCACUGAUUUCCGAAGGAUGUCGAUGGCUUACCGUAUCGCCACUUGGCUUGGAUCUGCGGCUUCUUCUGUUGUAUACUAUAUGCUAUCUGUAGCCGAUUUCGCUGUGAAGUGUGUCAAAACACCUUAUUAUAUUCUUACUGGAGAGAUGGACAGCAAGUAUAUCACACCAUCGAACUCUAGAGAAGAAGUGAUACUGCAUGGACGUCACCCUCAUACUGUCAGAAGAAUGACUGCUGGUGCAGACGGUGAUUAUGAGGAUCUCGAUUAUGAUUUGUACACGGAAUCUGAACCAUCACCUCUUCUUUCACGAUUCACCUCCUUCUGCUCCACUGUACUGUACGCUCCGUGUCGUGCUUUCCUUUUCGUCGCCUUUGCGGUUGUGGAUUUGAUCCGUUGGUUGUACUCAAGGGUGACGGGAGCGCCUGGAUGGUUUUGGGACAAUUUCAAAUAUGUAGUUAGUGAGAUGGUUAGCAGGCGGCGACGCUGGUUGUGGUGGUUGUUACCUCUUGUCCUCCUGCUUCUCCUUCUGCUGUCACCUCGUAACAGUAAUGAUCCAUUGGUCAUUUUUGGCCAGAAAGGAACCUUCGUUCAAUAUGCCAAACGAGGAAAAGUCGGAAUGGUCAACUCUUUACAGUCCUUCGCAGCUGACCAAGUACCUCCCAACUACGCCCAAUCCAGCAAUGCUGAGAAGUGUUUUUACGAUCUUUUGAAUAAUAUCAAAUAUGUUGGUGUAUUAUUCGCAACCGGAGUACAACAUAUUAUUGCUUCGCUGUUUGACAUAGUCACAUAUCCUUUUACUCUAGUCCUUCCUGAGGAAAAACCCUUGGAGACGAAAACCUUCGAAGCAAAUGUUGGAAAUGUUAAUCAGUCUCCAAACAUUGUUUAUGUACCUUCACCGGCUUCAUCUAUCGAUGAGAAGAAAAUGAUUGAGAGGAUCACUGCCAUUAAAGCUCUUGCGGAAGUUGACUAUACCCACUUGGAAUCAUUAAUACAUGCGGCAAUAUCCGAAUAUGACAGCGACAAGACGGGAAUGUUCGAUUUUGCCUUGGAGAGUGCAGGUGCUUCUAUCAUAUCAACUCGGUGCUCGGAAAAUUACAAUACUUACUCUCGCCUUGAGAAGAUUUGGAACAUCCCUUUGUGGUAUUCUAGUUAUGGACCAAGGACAGUAAUUCAGCGCAACUCAAAAACGCUAUUCCCUGGAGAGUGUUGGUCGUUUAAAGGACCUGUUGGUUACAUAACCAUAGGACUGUCACACCCUAUCAACAUGACAAUCUUCAGUUACGAGCAUAUUGGUGGGUUGGGUUGCGAUGUUCUAACCCAACCAGACUAUCCUGUGAAGAUUAUUGAAAUGGAAAUCACGAGCAAUUACGGUGCCGAGUACACGUCCUUGUACCGUAUCCGCGUUCAUGGAUCCCUAUACAAGCCUGGGAAUGAGUAG